CCAUUUCAGAAAUAUAAAAAUUAGGAACUUUGGUGCUUCAAAGGACACCAUGAAGGAGGCUAAAAGACAGCCCAUAGAAUUGGAGAAAAUGGUUGCCAAUCAUGUAUCUGAUCAGGGACUUCCAUCAGAAUAUACAAAGAAUCCUUGUAACUUAAUAGUAAAAAGACAACCUAAUUAAACAUGGCAAAGGUUCUGAAUAGAAAUGUCUCCAAGGAAGAUAUUCAGAUGGUCAGUAAGCACAUGAAAGGAUGCUCAAUAUCAUCAGUCAUGAGGGAACUGCAAACAAAAACCAUAGUGAGAUGCCUCUUCAUACCCACUGGGUUGGCAGCCAGUGUGGGCGAGGAUGUGGAGAAACGGGAACCCUCAUGCCCGGCUGGCGGGAAGGGAAGAUGGCACAGCUGCUGUGGAAAACCGUCUGGCAGCUUCUCAGACACAGAGUCGCCAUGUGAACCAGCAGCUCCACUCCCAGAUGUGAGUGACAUCAGGCGCUUCCUCAGUGCGUUUCACGAGCCGCACGCGGGCCUCAUCCAGGCCGCCCAGCAGCUGCUGUGUGAUGAGCAGGCCCCACAGAGGCAGAGGCUGCUGGCCGACCUCCUACACAACGUCAGCCAGAACAUCGCGGCCGAGACCCGGGCUGAGGACCCGCCGUGGUUUGAAGGCUUGGAGUCCCGAUUUCAGAGUAAGUCUGGCUAUCUGAGAUACAGCUGUGAGAGCCGGAUCCGGAGUUACCUGAGAGAGGUGAGCUCCUACCCCUCCAUGGUGGGUGUGGAGGCUCAGGAAGAAUUCCUGCGGGUCCUCGACUCCAUGUGCCAGAAGCUCCGGUCUGUGCAGUACAAUGGUAGCUAUUUCGACAGAGGAGCCAAAGGUGGCAGCCGUCUCUGCACACCGGAAGGCUGGUUCUCCUGCCAGGGUCCCUUCGACAUGGACAGCUGCUUGUCGAGACACUCCAUCAACCCCUACAGCAACAGGGAGAGCAGGAUCCUCUUUGGGACCUGGAACCUGGAUCACAUCAUAGAAAAAAAACGUGCCAUCAUACCUACGCUGGUGGAAGCAAUUAAGGAACAAGACGGAAGAGAAGUGGACUGGGAGUAUUUUUACGGCCUGCUUUUUACCUCAGAGAACCUAAAACUGGUGCACGUUGUCUGCCAUAAGAAAACCACGCACAAGCUCAGCUGUGACCCGAACAGAAUCUACAAACGCCAGACGAGGCUGAAGAGGAUGCGGCCCGUGCGAAAGCGCCAGUGACCCGGGCGCAGCGUGCGCCCGUGCUUGUUGAGGCCUGACCUGGGCAUGAUUUUAACAGGUGCCCUUUUAUUUAUUUUUUUUUUUUGGUCACUCCAAUAGCUUCUGGAAAAAUCCUUAAAAAACAUUUCCUGUAAAUCUGAUUUCAGUCAUUUCUGUCAUUUCUAAAUCUUUUUUUUUUUU
This is a messenger RNA of Saimiri boliviensis boliviensis (Bolivian squirrel monkey), 1425 nucleotides long. Lineage: Eukaryota; Metazoa; Chordata; Mammalia; Primates; Cebidae. The record is from RefSeq and is a predicted model, not a curated record.